AGCAAUCACCGUAUCUCCAGUUCCCCGUCGCAGGACUCCCAGGAAAGACAAGAGACCUGACUCCUACCGCCUCUGACAGGUUCCAUCAUGGAGGUUAAUGUCACUGCCUUGGGGCCCACCAUGUCCUCGUUGUUCUCCCCCAAAACCAACAUAAGCAGCAUUAUGGACACAAUCCAGGUCUUCUUCUACAGCAUAGUUUUUCUCCUCGGUUCACUCGGCAACGGAGCCGUGAUCUGGGUCACGGCUCCCCAAACCACACGUGCUGUCAAUUGCGUUUUUUUCUUCCACCUAGCCUUGGCCGACUUCCUGUUCUCAGUGAGUCGAAUCGUGCCCCUGCUGAAGAACGCUUUCUACAAAGGAUGGCCCUUUGGGAGCUUCCUGUGCCAAGCCACCAGCUUCAUCAAGUACCUCAACAUGUUCUGCAGCGUCUUCCUCUUGGCCGCCAUCAGCUUGGACCGGGCAGCCUCCGUGGUCUACCCGGUUUGGUCCAAAAACCGUCGUGGGCCCCGCUUGGCCUGGUUGGCGGCCCUUGGUGCCUGGGCCAUGGCGGUGGCCACCAGCCUCCCUUUCUACGUUUACCGUAAUGUAGUCGUGGAUAAGGAUAACAAAACCAAAUGCUCCCUCACGCUAGGGGAUGGCGACAAGAUGGCAAAGCUGGCCUUGUAUCUGCUGAGGUUGGUGUGUGGAUUCCUGGCUCCCUUUGCCGUCAUUGUGAUCUGCUAUGGGGUCAUCACUGUGAUGCUGAGGAGAAGGCGGACCACUUUCCGCUCCAAGAAGCCCUUCAAGGUCAUAUUGGCCAUUGUGGUCACAUUCUUUCUCUGCUGGGCCCCGUACCAUCUCUUUCUCCUCCUCAAAUUGGCAGGGGUGAAGGGACAGGCCAUUUCCGUGGGCCUCCCUCUCACUUCCUCUCUGGCCUACCUCAACAGCUGUGCCAACCCCAUCCUUUACUUCUUCAUGGGGCUAGACUUCCACAGAAAGCUGGGCCGUUUCAGCCUGGCGGUGGCCUUCAGGAAAACCUUGCUCGAAGACAGUGGCUACUCAUUCCACAGGCCAAGCAGACACACGAGAGAAGCCGCCUCUUCUCUGGAUGCCCUGGAGCGCACCUCAUAGGAUGCUUUCAACAACCUCACGGUCCUAGAGGCCUAUUGGCUAGUGAGGCCUACGUGUAGUAGUUGCUAAAAUAGUAUGUAUCUAGCGCAGCUUUCUCCAACCUGGCACCUGCCAGAUUUCUUGGACUACAACUCCUAUCAUCCCCAGUUAGCACAGGUUACGGCAACAUAUUGUUGCAUGCUCCUCAUGUCCUAGAGCUGUGAGAUAUUCCAGGGACAGAAGGCGCUACCUGCAUGAGAUUUCCUUCGGAUAACAGAGUGGACUAGAGACUUAAGGUUUCUUUGUAAUAUAUG
Molecule: messenger RNA, 1403 nt
Organism: Elgaria multicarinata webbii
Lineage: Eukaryota; Metazoa; Chordata; Lepidosauria; Squamata; Anguidae
Product: chemerin-like receptor 1
Exons: 2
Coding region: 88-1110 (340 amino acids)
Biological process (GO): phospholipase C-activating G protein-coupled receptor signaling pathway; positive regulation of cytosolic calcium ion concentration; inflammatory response
Cellular component (GO): plasma membrane
Molecular function (GO): complement receptor activity; G protein-coupled receptor activity
Source: RefSeq, a predicted model, not a curated record